AUGGCUGAAAAGAAGAUCUCUGAAAUCCUUUGGGAAAGACUCAUCAUCACUGAACAAAACAUUGCAUCGAACAACGGUGCACCUACCUCUGGUGUCAAAUCAAAGUAUCCAAAGAAAAAGAAAUUCAGAAGCAAUCGUGAUUCUCUUGCUUUUAGAGAGUCUCCUGGUAAACCUGGAACAAAGAGAUACAAUAGAUAUAUGAACACCAAGUUCCUAAAGGAUGGAGGUAUUCUUAAAGAUAGAUUCGAAGCCGAAAUGGAUCACAAUAUAUACGAGCGUAACGAGAAGCUCAUCUACCAAGAUCGUGAAAUGAAAUAUGAGUGGGAGCCAUACAGAGACAUCUCCUACGAUGUUCAAGUAGAAAUGUUAAAGGAUUGUUUGCCUUCUGAAAAGGAUAGAAAAGGUAAAAGAUUCAGAGAGAAUCCAAAGACAUUACCAAUCAAUCAAUCUUUCACUAUGCUUCAAAAGAAUAUUCGUGAUGCUUUCAAGAAGCCAUUCAUCCAACAUAGUUCAUUCAUUGCCACUGCAGAGGACCAGAUGAUUCAGUUUAUCUCGAAUCCAUACAUUCAAACCACCGAGGUUGAACUGGAAUCCUCACAUCAUCGUUUACUUUUACAUGGAAUUGGUUCAUACUAUUCUGUCUUGACAAAGAGGGUUACUGUAAGAAAAUGUUCGAUACUAAUAUUUUAUGUUGAAAUUGUUAUACUUUUGUUAGUUUGUGAGAUAAAGGGUGAACUGUUGGAGAUUCCUAAACUUCAAAGACUUUCACGUUCUUUAAAAGCUCUUAGAGCAGAUUCGGAAGACAAAAACGAUCUGCUUUACAAUGUUCUUAAAAUAGACCGUAAUACCGGACUUACUGUUUCAACGACUCAAUUGACAAUCAAUAUUUUUAAUAAACUAGGAACUUGGUUAGGAGGUGUAUCUAAUAGUCCAUUGGUUCAAGAUUUUGUUAGUAAUUUGGGUGAUAGUUUGGGUGCAUUGUUCACUCAAUGGCUCCAAAAAGCAGUUGGAAACUCAAGAUAUCUACACAUUACAAAGAUCGCUCAGACUGAAUUAAUGAUUGAGGAUUUAACUCAAAUAAUGAAUCAUGAAUUCGAUAGAUAUAUUAAUUAUCUUGAUGCAUAUAUUUAUGAACAAACACAUUAA
Molecule: messenger RNA, 1146 nt
Organism: Heterostelium album PN500
Lineage: Eukaryota; Evosea; Eumycetozoa; Acytosteliales; Acytosteliaceae
Exons: 7
Coding region: 1-1146 (381 amino acids)
Molecular function (GO): nucleic acid binding
Source: RefSeq, a predicted model, not a curated record